Molecule: messenger RNA, 3267 nt
Organism: Cyprinus carpio (common carp)
Lineage: Eukaryota; Metazoa; Chordata; Actinopteri; Cypriniformes; Cyprinidae
Gene: trabd2a
Product: metalloprotease TIKI1
Biological process (GO): negative regulation of Wnt signaling pathway
Cellular component (GO): membrane
Molecular function (GO): metalloendopeptidase activity
Source: RefSeq, a predicted model, not a curated record
GGAGGUGAAGCCCCCUCCGACUCACACACACACACACACACACACGCACACACAGAACUUGUUGCGCUGCAGUGAGAGUCAGAAGCCGCGGAGGAACAGAAGCGACUCAUUCGGAGAGUCUGAGGAGAAACUCCGCUAAACCACAGACUGAAGAGUUCCUCGGCGGUUUGAGUGUGUGUUCGUGCGAUCAGGAUGUGUGUGAAGUGAACACUGCAGCACGAUCUGCUCGUAUGGAGCUGGAGUUUCUCUAACAAGCAUCAUCAUGUCGCAGAAGUUCGUCCUCUGGCUCAGUCCAGCAUGGGUCACUCCACUAGCACUGCGGACACUCUUCUCUCUUGUGGAAUGUUCUGAUCGUCAGUGAAGAAGAGUCGAGUUUGGUGGAGCUUCUGCAGAAGACUGAGAUGAUGAUGAUGAUGAUGAUGGUGGUUAGUUGGGGCACUUUUCUCCAAACCUGCUUGAUGAUGAUGGUGAGAGCAAACCAGCAGAACCCCAGAGAGACCAGCUGCGACCUCAACGCCGAACAAAGCGAGCUCAACUCCUUCCUGUGGACGAUAAAGCGAGACCCGCCCUCGUACUUCUACGGCACCAUUCACGUCCCGUACACACGUGUCUGGGACUUCAUCCCCGAGAACUCCAAGCAGGCCUUCCAGGAGAGCAGCAUCGUGUGCUUCGAGCUGGACCUGACUGACCCGUACACCAUCUCAGCGCUGAGCAGCUGCCAGCUGCUGCCGCAGGGAGAGAACCUGCAGGACCUGCUGCGAGACAUCUACCGGCGGCUCAAGACUCACCUGGAGUACGUCAAGCUCAUGCUGCCGUCCUGGAUGACGCCGGACCAGCGGGGCAAGGGCCUGUACGCAGACUACCUGUUCAACGCCAUCGCGGGGAACUGGGAGCGCAAGCGGCCCGUGUGGGUGAUUAUGCUGAUGGUCAACUCUCUGACCGAGGCCGACAUCAAGACGCGCGGCGCUCCUGUGCUGGACCUGUAUCUGGCGCAGGAGGCCCAGAGGAUGAGGAAGAGGACGGGAGCCGUGGAGAAGGUGGAGGAGCAGUGCCAUCCUCUGAACGGACUCAGCUUCUCUCAGGUGAUCUUCGCUCUGAAUCAGACGCUCCUGCAGCAGGAGAGUCUCCGCGCCGGGGGCCUGCAGAUGCCCUACACCACCGAGCACCUGAUCAAGCACUACAACUGUGGAGACCUGAACUCCAUCAUCUUCAGCCACGACCCCUCGCAGGUGCCGAACUUCAAGAAUGCGACGCUGCCGGCGAGCGAGCAGGUGACGGCGCAGGAGAUCGAGCUCUACUUCAGACAGGAGCUGAUCUACAAGCGUAACGAGCGCAUGGGCCGGCGCGUCCGAGCGCUGCUGGAGGAGCAGCCCGACAAGAGCUUCUUCUUCGCCUUCGGAGCAGGUCACUUUCUGGGAAACAACUCUGUGAUUGACGUCCUGCGGCGUGAAGGUUAUGAGGUGGAGCACACGCCUGCUGGACAGACGCUACACAGCGUCUCGGAGCGGGAGCCUCUGGAGCCGUUCCUCCACGAGAGCCGAGAUCUUCAGGAGGACGAGGAGCCGCAUCUCCUGGAGCUCCUGGAGAAGGUGGAGCACAGGCUGAAGAAGAAGCGCCGCAACAAGCAGAAGAAGCAGCGCCAUCGACAGUUCAACGACCUCUGGGUGCGGAUGGAGGAGAGUGUGACGGCCGAGGCUCCGCCUCCUGUCGUCCGCAUCAUCAACGGUUACAUCCCAGUCCAGACACACCCACAGGAGCAUGGCAGAGCCAAUCAGCACAGGACGUUCUCAGGCUCCUCCUCCUGGAGCCCCGCCCUCACUGCGACGGCUCUGUGUGUUCAGAUCCUGCGGCUGCUGCUGCUUUCCUGACGUCUGAAGAGCUGCGGGUUCGAGUUUAACCCUGAACCUCCCGCUGCUGCUUCAGGCUGGACUAAUCAAGCGCUUCACUUCCGCUCUUGAAGAAUCAGAUGUAUAAUAGAUGUAAUUUAGAGAUUUGAAUAAAGCAUUUGUUUGUUCACUUAUUAUAUAAAUAUAUAAAGAAGAGUCAUUAUAUUUUUGUGUACUAACCAGCUUAACUGGCUCCAAUCAUGAAACAGCAGCAGUGAAUUUCUGUUUUAAAACCAUAGAAAACAAAUCACUUCCUUCAUUACAGUGACGGUUUUUACAUGAAAGCAGAUUUACAGGCGGUUUGUGCAGAAGCCAGUUUCACGCCGUUGAGUUUCUUCUUCUAUCUGUCAACUUCAUGCAUUUGAUGAUUGUUUAAAAUGUUGUGUUUAUGACAUAGGAAUGAGUCAUUUAAUUUAUUGAAUAGAUAGUGUUAGCUGAUUUAAAUGUGAUUAUGUGAUUGUUUAUGACAGAAUGAUGCAAUGUAAAUCAUAUCUGGUGUUUGUGACGGUACGGUAAUUAUGUUUGUCUAUGAUGUUACAAGAAAUAAAGUAUUUAUCUAGUUCAAGGUUCUCCAAAGGAAAGAUGAACACAGAUGUUCUGUUCCUGCGUCUGUCACGGCGUUCUCAGCUUCUGAACAUGACUUCUUGUUCUGUGGUUGACGCUGGAACAGAAGCAGCGAGGUUUAUGAGGGAUCUGAUCUCCUGGCUCUCCUCACAGCAAAUGAACACUGAUACCUGCAUCUCAUCAUCCUCGUCCUCGUCCUCGUCCUGACAGCUGUGUGUUCAGAGGAGGUCUCCAGAUCCAGCACUGAGUUAUUUGAACUCAUCAGGUUCUUCUUGAACCAGCGACUGGCGCCGCCACUCUUUGGAAGAGAUCUUUUAUUAUGCUCUUUAAAAUAAAUCAUAAGACCAAUUUAUGAUUUUGAAUGGGUUGGUUUAUUUCUGGUUGCCAAUGAAUGUGUGAAAGGAUUUUUCUUUGUAAAUCAUUCAUCACUACCAAAAAUGUUGUGGUUAAUAUCAUAGUUGGGUUGUGAGAGCUGAUCUGAGAUCAGAUAUUUCUAAUGAAUGUCAAAUACAAACUGAAUACAGUUAUGAGAACAUCUGAAUGAUCCUUUUCUGGGAAUGUGUGUGUUUGGCUAGAGUAAACCUUUAUUUCAGUCCAAAUCUCUGCUGUCAGGGAUCAUUUAUAAUUAGCGCACAGUUUAGACUGGUGUAUGAAUCUGGACAGUGUUGGGGAAAGUUUUUAAAUGUAACCCAUUACAAUAUUGCAUUUCACCCUUAAAAAGUAACUAAUUGCAUUACUUAGCUACUUUUCAUGGAAAGUUAUGUGUUAAGUUACUUUUGAGUUACUUUUUAAAUCUGGGCAGGGCUUGCUUGUUUGU